Molecule: messenger RNA, 1392 nt
Organism: Caenorhabditis remanei
Lineage: Eukaryota; Metazoa; Nematoda; Chromadorea; Rhabditida; Rhabditidae
Exons: 8
Coding region: 1-1392 (463 amino acids)
Source: RefSeq, a predicted model, not a curated record
AUGAGGUGUUUCUUCUUGCUUUCUAUUUGCUUAUUCUUUAGCGUGUCAUCUGAUUUCGAAGAAGAUUUACAAGCAGUUUUAAGUUAUUACCGAUGCACUGGAACGUCAAUUGUGAAUAAUUCGCAGUUAAUAGAUGCGAAAGCAAUUUACAAUACUUAUCCUAUAUCGACACCAUCGGAAGAAUGCCCUUUUUAUGUUUUGAAUAAUACAAAACUAGACGUCAGUACAUUAUGUGAGAGCUCUAAUUAUAAUCAAUUUCUGGAAAUUCAAGUAUACAAUAAUAAGAAAGACUGUGGUUGUCGAGGAGAUCAGUUAACUUCUGGGAACAUGAAAAGUUACAAAAAAUGCAUUGCAUUAUUUAAUGGUCUCGAAUUGACAAACAUGAGAACAAGUCCCGACUUAAAAUCUCUCUCAAAAAUCAGCGUCAUCAAAGGAAAUAUUGAAAUUGCUUAUACUAACUUCACCGAUUUAUCGUUUUUUAAACAUCUUGAGAAAGUCAGAGGGCGAAGUUUUGACAGUCCAGAAACAGUGAUUCUCGAUAUCCACGACAAUCCGAAUAUGAUCAGAUUAGGAUUGAACGCUGUAUCGUAUUACUUGGUGGGCAACGUUGAGUAUCAAUGGGAAGGAAGUAUGAAUUUAGAAAAUUUGCAUCCAGAUUUCUGUCUAACUUAUCAAGAAGUUACUGCUCUUUCCACAGUCAGAUUCAAAAACUUACAAGCAAAGUUCUGUGAAACUGAGAUGGACACUGGCUAUACAAAAUCUUGUAACUUCACGAGUAUGAAGAAUUUGGAUUCUGAUUGCGUCAUUAUUUUUGGAAAUGUAGUAAUUGACUCUGGUGAUGAAGAACAUGUGGGGAAACUAACAGAGACAAUACGAGACAUAUAUGGAUCUUUGACUAUUCAGAAUACCAAUUUAGAAGACAUCAGGUUUCUGAAUUCUCUCAAUUACAUAUAUUUUCUUCAUGAAACCAUUCCUGUUAUCCGAAUUAUAAAUAAUCCAAAGCUGAAAAAAGUUUCGCUUCCCUACAUGAUGUCAAUUUUCGCAAAAGGUAAAAAAGAAGUUGUGAUUGAUAACAAUGCUCCAAAUUUAUUUCGUGCGUCGAUAUCCUGUUUAGCAUUCCAACAUCACAUUGGAGCUAAUGUUACAUAUAAUGGAAGAAAUUGCAAAGCAAUCGAUGAAACCAAAACAAGCGGUGAAUUCGGAAUAUUCCAUGUUCAUUUUGCACUCUUGACUUUAAAUACGCUUGACUCCUCCUCUUCUGGCGAGACGGCGAAUUGCUGGCUUCGUGAUUCCUUGGAUGUUGUCACGAAGAACUUUGCGAUGGCGCUUGGCACCUCCUUUUCCGAGGCCUUUUCCUCCCUUUCCACGUCCGGACAUGUUGAAUGCAGUUGA